AUGGCCCUCCAGGACCCGGGCGAGGGCGGCGGCGGCGGCGGCGCGGUGCUGCCCAUCAGCGAGAUGCUGGCGGCGCCCGCCGCCCCGGGGCCCCGCGCGCCGUCGCCCUUCCCCGAGGUGGUGGAGCUGAACGUGGGCGGCCAGGUGUACGUGACCAAGCACUCGACGCUGCUCAGCGUCCCGGACAGCACGCUGGCCUGCAUGUUCGCGCCCGCCAGCCCCCGGGUCGGCGCCCGCCGGAGGGCCGAGCUGCCCCGGGACAGCCGCGCGCGCUUCUUCAUCGACCGCGACGGCUUCCUGUUCAGGUACGUGCUGGACUACCUGCGCGACAAGCAGCUGGCGCUGCCCGAGCACUUCCCCGAGAAGGAGCGGCUGCUGCGCGAGGCCGAGUACUUCCAGCUGGCCGACCUGGUCAAGCUGCUGGCGCCCAAGGUCACCAGGCGGGGCUCGCUCCACGACGAGGGCUGCCAGAGCGACCUGGAGGACAGCGGCUCCCAGGGCAGCGGCGACGCGCUCCUGCAGCGAGGGGCGGCGGGGGCGCCCUCGGGGGGCGGGGGCGGGGGCCCGGGCCCGGGCCCGGCGGGGGCGGGGGCGGGGGCGGGGGCGGCGGGGGGCCGGCGCUCGGGCUUCCUGACGCUCGGCUACCGCGGCUCCUCCGCCGCCGCGCGGGAGCUCCAGGCCGACGCCCGGUUCCGGCGCGUGGCGCGCAUCCUGGUGUGCGGGCGCAUCGCGCUGGCCAAGGAGGUCUUCGGGGACACGCUCAACGAGAGCCGCGACCCCGACCGGCCGCCCGAGAAGUACACGUCCCGCUUCUACCUCAAGUUCACCCACCUGGAGCAGGCGUUCGACCGCCUGUCCGAGGCCGGCUUCCACAUGGUGGCGUGCAACUCCUCGGGCAGCGCCGCCGCCGCCAGCCAGUACCGCGACGACAAGGUCUGGAGCAGCUACACCGAGUACAUCUUUUUCCGACCACCUCAGAAAAUAGUGUCCCCCAAACAAGAACAUGAAGAUAGGAAACACGACAAAGUGACAGAUAAAGGAAGUGAAAGUGGGACUUCCUGUAAUGAGCUCUCCACUUCCAGCUGUGACAGCCACUCAGAGGCGAGCACUCCGCAGGACAACCCACCCAGUGCCCAGCAAGCCACAGCUCACCAACCCAACACCUUGACAUUGGAUCGCCCUUCCAAAAAAGCACCUGUGCAGUGGAUGCCCCCGCCAGACAAACGCAGAAACAGUGAACUCUUUCAGACGCUCAUCAGCAAGUCCCGGGAAACAAAUCUAUCCAAAAAGAAAGUCUGUGAGAAGCUUAGUGUGGAAGAAGAAAUGAAAAAGUGUAUUCAGGAUUUUAAAAAAAUCCACAUUCCAGAUUAUUUCCCAGAGCGCAAACGCCAGUGGCAAUCGGAACUGCUGCAGAAGUAUGGGUUAUAGUAAUUGUCGCGUUCCUGCGGUAUGUCGAUGACAUUCGAUGUUUACUACAGUGUCACCACCUGACUAUAUCCUAACGGUGGUCAGUGUGAUUCCUUGCUGCUCUUUCUUUUUGUGAACAGUGGAUGUGGGACAGUAUUUUCUUUCUCUCCUUUUUUUUUUUUUUUUUGGUUGUUGUUGUUGUUUUAGAAAUAUGAUUUUGAAGGAGAAAAAUAAGUGUUUAAUCAAAAUGGCAUAUCUGACUCAAACCAUUUUUGCAAGAAUGAAAGUAAAAUGUGCAUGAUUAAGAAGCUUCAAAUCUUGAUUUUUGAACUGUGGUCAACUGGAUAUGUUUGUCAUUUCGUGACUCACCAAAAACAAACCAUCCUAUCACUCCGACUAAAAUGACAAUAUGGGUGAAGCAACAUCAAGUAAAAUGUUAGAUGAUGGUUUUGGGACCCCAGUCCAAAACUGUUUAAAUGUUAAUGCAAUAAAACAAGUAUUAUUUUUGCAUGAACACAAUGUAACAAAUAAAUCACAAGACGUAGGGAAGAUCUGUUUGUUGCUUGGGAAGAAAAUAUUACAAAAAAUAAAAAUAAAAAAAUGUUUCAGGCAAAGCCUAUAAAUGUAAACUGUCUAGGAGGUUGAUCUUAUUUGUUCUGGAUCUGUGAUAUUUUUGUGUAUGUGUACGGUGUUCUGUAUGUUAAGAUGGUGUAAAUAUGCCUUAUGCUGUUGUGUUAUGGCGCUGACAUUCAUAUUAAUGCUAGUCAUGAUUAUUUCUGUGAAAUGAGUCCUUACAUCAGGCUGUGAAAAUUGGUAUAAUGAUCCUCUGAAAGAUCCUAUUAUCAUGUUAAUCAAAAUAAUCGAGGGAAGUGGUAAAGAGCUUUAUGUAUUUAUUAAAAAAAGGAAAAUAUAUUAGAAUUCCUUGA
Messenger RNA from Canis lupus familiaris (dog), 2333 nucleotides. RefSeq names its product potassium channel tetramerization domain containing 8 (gene KCTD8). The transcript has 2 exons. Gene Ontology annotation, biological process: protein homooligomerization; regulation of G protein-coupled receptor signaling pathway. Bases 1 to 1428 code for a protein of 475 amino acids. NCBI's taxonomy places the organism in Eukaryota, Metazoa, Chordata, Mammalia, Carnivora, Canidae. Gene Ontology annotation, molecular function: protein binding. The record is from RefSeq and is a predicted model, not a curated record.